This is a messenger RNA of Peromyscus leucopus (white-footed mouse), 2261 nucleotides long. RefSeq names its product serine protease 56 (gene Prss56). Gene Ontology annotation, molecular function: serine-type endopeptidase activity. Gene Ontology annotation, biological process: proteolysis. The record is from RefSeq and is a predicted model, not a curated record. Lineage: Eukaryota; Metazoa; Chordata; Mammalia; Rodentia; Cricetidae. The transcript has 13 exons. The coding region runs from base 271 to 2073 and encodes 600 amino acids.
GGUGAGGGUCGAGCCCACUACCUCAUUCCCUGGCCCGGGCCUGGCUGCCCUCCCACGCUCUCCCCCUUCGCUCCUCUAUAUAGCCCCCAGCACCAUUUCCCUGAGGGCUCCCAGGAGGUGAGGGCCAGGUGAGACGCAGACCACUAGAUUCAGUGUAAGACGACAAACAGGAUCGAGUGGUUUGAGGGACACAAAUCCUGAGCCCGGGAAGAAUCACAGGACAGGGUGGACUCCAGGAAGAGGGAUCUCCUGCCUUGGCCCCAGGUCACCAUGCUGCUGGCUCUGUUGCUGCUGCUGCUGUUCCCAGACUCCCAGACUGCCCAGGGGCAUCCACUGUACACGCGCCUGUCCCCCAGCACCCUGCAAGUUCUGUCUGCCCAGGGGACUCAGGCACUGCAGGCUGCCCAGAGGAGUGCCCAGUGGGCCAUAAGGCGUGUGUUGAUGGAGAUCCAGCACAGACUGCAUGAAUGCCAAGGCUCUGGACGGCCCAGACUUCAAGCCGCCCUCCGGGACCCACCCGAGCCAGGACCAUGCGGUGAAAGGCGCCAGGGCGUUGCCAACGUAACCCGGGCUCACAGCCGUAUAGUCGGGGGCAACACGGCUCCAUCCGGGUCCUGGCCUUGGCUAGUAAGACUACAACUUGGGGGGCAGCCUCUGUGCGGCGGCGUCCUGGUGGCUGCGUCCUGGGUGCUCACGGCUGCACACUGCUUCUCCGGUGCCUCGAAUGAGCUUCUUUGGACUGUAACGCUAGCCGAGGGGCCCCAGGGGGAGCAAGCGGAGGAAGUACAGGUGAACCGCAUCUUGCCCCACCCUAAGUUUGACCCGCAGACUUUUCACAAUGACCUGGCUUUGGUACAGCUUUGGACGCCGGUGAGCCCAGAGGGGCCGGCGCGCCCCGUAUGCCUACCCCAGGGUUCUAGGGAGCCUCCUGCCGGCACCCCCUGCGCCAUCGCAGGCUGGGGGGCCCUCUUCGAAGACGGACCCGAGUCCGAGGCGGUGAGGGAGGCCCGCGUUCCGCUGCUCAGUGCGGACACCUGUCAAAAGGCCCUGGGACCUGGGUUGCGUCCCAGCACCAUGCUCUGCGCUGGUUACCUGGCAGGGGGCAUCGACUCAUGCCAGGGUGACUCCGGAGGCCCUUUAACCUGUUCCGAGCCCGGCCCGCACCCCAGAGAGGUCCUCUUUGGAGUCACCUCUUGGGGGGAUGGCUGUGGGGAGCCAGGGAAGCCUGGGGUCUACACCCGUGUGGCAGUAUUCAAAGACUGGCUGCAGGAGCAGAUGGGCUCGGCCCCCUCCACUCGCGAGCCUAGCUGCAGAGAACUUCUAACUUGGGAGCCCCGGGAGGAGGAGCCGGCCGUGGAUGCCGCGGGGCUCUGCGCCUUCUACGCGCGCCUGUGCCCGGGGUCCCAGCGCUCCUGUGCACGCCUGGCUCUCCAACAGUGUCUGCAGCGCCGCCGGCGGUGCGAGCUGCGGUCUCUGGCUCACACACUGCUCGGCCUGCUGCGGGGCGCGCAAGAGCUGCUCGGUCCCCGGCCGGGGCUGCAACGUGGAGUGCCCGUGCCUGCUCGCUCCGCUUCGUCGCUCCGGGAGUCUCCCGGCCACAAUGCCCGCGAACAACGGUUGUACUCAGGAUCGCAAGUUGCAGAAACCUGGUUCCAGAAGCCAAAGCCAGAGCGGCGCGCGGAAACAAAGGGCUGCCCUGGGCUGGAGCCCCUGCAACAGAAGUUGGCGGCCAUUCAGCGAACACACGCCUGGAUCCUACAGAUCCCGGCUGAGCAAUUGGCCAUGAACUUCCACGAGGUGCUGGCAGAUCUGGGCUCCAAGACACUGACAGGGCUCUUCAGAGCUUGGGUGAGGGCCGGCUUGGGGGACCAAAGUGUAGUCUUCAGCGGCCUGGUGGGCUUGGAGCCUUCUACACUGGCUCAUAGUCUCCCACGGCUGCUGGUGCAGGCUCUGAACGCCUUCCGCUCAGCUUUCCAGACAGAAGGAGAGCCCCAGGGACCCUGGAUGGGUGUGGGACAGGGACAGAAGCCAGGAAAGGAGCACCAACAACAACUCCAGCCUCUUGUUCACUGAGCCAGGAAGCCACGUGAGGGUCACACUGCCCCAGGGGCUAAGGAGGUUGUAGGAGCUAUGACAGACUCUCACUGUCCCAGUUGAUCUUGUAUGUGUGGAUAGAGUGGGGGUCCUGUACCUCACAUGUCUUCCCAAAUGUGUCACCAGACACUCACAGCUGCUUUAAUAAAUGUUAUUUAUAAUCCACA